Molecule: messenger RNA, 2075 nt
Organism: Amphibalanus amphitrite
Lineage: Eukaryota; Metazoa; Arthropoda; Thecostraca; Balanomorpha; Balanidae
Product: ran GTPase-activating protein 1-like
Exons: 14
Coding region: 190-1974 (594 amino acids)
Biological process (GO): nucleocytoplasmic transport; signal transduction; activation of GTPase activity
Cellular component (GO): perinuclear region of cytoplasm; nucleus; cytosol
Molecular function (GO): GTPase activator activity; small GTPase binding
Source: RefSeq, a predicted model, not a curated record
CCAGCUCUUAGGCGUGUCCCGCAAACUGCCGCGGUGUUUUUGUCGUUAUUAUCAUUUAUCAUUCAUUUAUCAUCUUGUUGUUCAUCGAAUUGCUUCUUGGCUUGCUUUUUAUCACAUUCGUUACCAGUGUUUGAGUUUCUGUUGUCUCCUGCUCUCCACACGCUCAAAAAUACCUACCAGCAAACCAGCAUGGCUGAUAAGCUGGUAGAAAAGUUGGCUGGAGCGACACUUGAUACCACCGCCACCACACUCAGCUUUGCAAACAGGAAUUUGAAACUUGACUCUGAAGAAGAUGCCAAGGAGAUCACUGAUGCAAUUAAAAAUUUUAAGAGCCUCAAGUCUCUGGUCCUGGAAGGCAACACCCUAGGUAUUGGUGCUGCCAAAGCAAUUGGAAAAGCUUUGGAGAGCCAUCCAGAAGUACAAGAAAUUCACGGAAAGGAUCUCUUCACAGGAAGACUGAAAACAGAGAUCCCACAGGCACUGAGCUACAUCGGCAAUGGUCUUAUGCUGGCUGAGGCCGAGCCAGAGCCCAAUGGAGGCUCACCGACGCACGUGGGCAGCGGUCUGAUGCUGGCCGGCGCGCGGCUCACCGUGCUCGACCUGAGCGACAAUGCCGUCGGUCCGGUCGGCAUGGACGGCCUGCACGUGCUGCUCACUAGUCCGGUGUGCUACACGCUGCAGCGGCUGCUGCUCAACAACAACGGAUGGGGACCCACCGGAGGAGUGCGUCUGGCCGACUGUCUGAUUGAGUGCCACGAGCGCAGCGUGCGUGACGGCACCCCGAUGAAGUUGCGAGAGUUCGUGUCCGGCCGCAGCCGACUGGAGAACCCGGGCGCUCUCCGGCUGGCCGAGUUCUUCAAGCGUGUGAAGACGAUGGAGAAGGUGGUGAUGCCGCAGAACGGCAUCUACCACGAGGGUGUUCAGGCGCUGGCCGAGGCGCUGAGCGAGAACCCGGCCCUGCAGCAUCUGGAUCUCAACGAUAACCUGCUCACACCCAAAGGAGCGCGGGCUCUGGCCAAAUCGCUACCCAAAAUGGAGGAGCUGCGUGUGCUCAACUUGAACGACUGUUUACUGAGGGCGGCCGGAGCGCGAGCCGUCGCCGCCGCCAUCCGCGGCAACAACCCCAAACUGGAGGAGCUGCACCUGGCGUUUAACGAGGUGACACGCGCCGCGGCCGUGGAUCUGGUUGAGGCAGCCGCCGGCAGGGAGUCCCUCUCACUGGUCCAUCUCGACGGAAACCAGCUGGGAGAGGAGGGCAUUGAGGCCGUGCGAGACGCCGCGGCCGCCGCCGGCCUGGCGGACACACUCGGCGGCUUCAGUGAGGAUGAGGACGAGCCAGACUCUGACGAGGAGCAGGAUGAGGAAGAAGAGGAAGAGGAGGACGGAGAGGGAGCUGAGAGCGAGGGAGAGCAUGUCUCACCCAUGAAGAGAGAGGAGGCGGCUGCCGCCAAACGUCCCGGUAUCACUCCGAUUCAGUGCACGGUGGCGGAGUUCCUGUGUCAGCCGACGGCGGCCCGGCUGCUGGGGCUCGGCGACCAGCGGCAACAGCUGCUCACCAAGGAGGCGCUUAACGUAAAGGAGAUCGGCGACGGCCGGUGCGCGGCCGUGCAGCGCCACCUGCAGCUGCUCUCGGCCGUGUGUAGAGUGGACGCCAGCCAGCCGCCGGUCGACCAACUCCUGCCGCCCCUAGUGGACGCCCUCCUGCGCAGCGCGCUCGACACCGCCGGGGAGGACCUGGGACUGCUCUCCAACUCGCUGCUCGUCUACCUGGGACUGAUCAAGUGCGAGGACAAGCAGUUCUCUGUGAGCUGGGACGUCAAGGGCAUGCUGGUGGCUCUGACGCGGGCGGUGCGUCAGCCCUACUUCCCGGCCACCGUCCGGGACACGCUGCAGACAUUCCUGUCCAGGCCCAACAAGACGGUGGACGUGCACCCGCAGCAGAAGCACCUGUUGAUGCAGGCGCUGUUCCAAUGACGGGCCAGCCGCGCGCCCAGCAAACGCUUCGUACUGUACACCAUCAUGUUCACAUCGUCCGCACCGCGCCCGUCAUGCCAAAUACACUCGUGACUCGAAAA